Messenger RNA from Nerophis lumbriciformis (worm pipefish), 9491 nucleotides. Its product is annotated as transcription factor SOX-10-like. Gene Ontology annotation, molecular function: RNA polymerase II cis-regulatory region sequence-specific DNA binding; DNA-binding transcription factor activity, RNA polymerase II-specific. NCBI's taxonomy places the organism in Eukaryota, Metazoa, Chordata, Actinopteri, Syngnathiformes, Syngnathidae. Gene Ontology annotation, cellular component: nucleus. Gene Ontology annotation, biological process: neural crest cell migration; peripheral nervous system development; enteric nervous system development. The record is from RefSeq and is a predicted model, not a curated record.
AUCGGCUCCCCGGCCAGCACCACACACACUCCCAUGUUGAACCGCCGCACGACUACAUUGGUGUAGCAGAUUUCCACUCGUAAAAAGGAUCUGGACACUUUUACGCACCAGAAUGGCUUUGUAUUAAACAGUCGACAAUAACAGACAUCCGUUAAAAAAAUAUAUUUUUAAGUUAGAUUUACUUUUCAACUUUGUGUAGUGUUAAAAGUAACACAGAAAAAAUGUCCGGAGAGGAGCACAGCCUGUCCGAAGCGGAGCUGAGCCCCGGAGGCUCGGACGACGCUCACUCCCUCUCCCCGGCCCGCGCCGGAGCGCCGCCCGGUCGCGACUCACCUCUGAGCGGCUCCGCGCCCCAGCUGACGGCGCUCUGCGUGGCGGAGGGUGGCAGGGACGACAGGUCCGCGAUCAAGUCGGAGGAGGAGGACGAUCGCUUCCCCAUCGGCAUCCGGGAGGCGGUGAGCCAGGUCCUGGACGGCUACGACUGGACUCUGGUGCCCAUGCCGGUGCGCGUCAACAACGGGAACAAGAGCAAGCCGCACGUCAAGCGGCCCAUGAACGCCUUCAUGGUGUGGGCCCAGGCCGCCCGGAGGAAGCUGGCCGACCAGUACCCGCAUCUGCACAACGCCGAGCUCAGCAAGACCCUGGGCAAACUGUGGAGGCUGCUCAACGAGAGUGACAAGAGGCCAUUCAUCGAGGAGGCGGAGAGGCUGAGGAAGCAGCACAAGAAGGACUACCCGGAGUACAAGUACCAGCCCCGGAGACGCAAAAACGGCAAACUCACGCCCGCUAAUGAGUCGGACAGCCCGGGGGAAGAAGGGGCCAGCCACUCCCAGUCACACUACAAGAGCCUGCAUCUGGAGCACAACGGCGGCCCUGGCUCCCCGCUGAGCGACCUGCACCAUCAUCACCACCAUCACCACCAUCACCCGGCCAGUCAGGGUCACAGCCCCCCCACUCCCCCCACCACCCCAAAGACAGAGCUCCAGUCCGGCAAGUUGUCCGACAGCAAGAGGGAGGGGGCAGCCGGAGGAUCGGGGGGACCCAGGGGAGCCCUGGGCGAGGGGGUGUCCGGCGGCCCUUCGUCGUCUGGCUCCAAGCCCCACAUCGACUUUGGCACCAUGGACAUCGGCGAGAUCAGCCACGAGGUGAUGGCCAACAUUGAGCCUUUCGACGUCAACGAGUUCGACCAGUACUUGCCACCCAACGGGCACCCCCAGGGCGCGCCCGGAGCCCCCGCCGCGGGGUCCUCCGCCUCGUCCUACGCCUACGCCCUGGCCGCGGCCAGCGGCCACUCGGCCUGGCUCUCCAAGCAGCAGCAGACCCAGGCCUCGCCCUCGUCCUCCGACCCCUCCAAAACCCAGAUCAAAAGCGAGUCGGCGACCGGGGGCCACUACGCCGAGGCCUCGUCGUCGCCCUCCUCGGGGACCCACGUCACCUACACCCCGCUCAGCCUCCCUCACUACGGCUCGGCGUUCCCCUCGCUGGCCUCCAGAGCGCAGUUUGAGUACGGGGACCACCAGGCGCCCGGGGCGUACUACGCCCACUCCAGUCAGGCCCCCGGGCUGUAUUCCGCCUUCUCCUACAUGGGCCCUACACAGAGGCCUCUGUACACCACCAUAGGAGACCCCUCCGGCGUGGCCCCCUCCCACAGCCCCACACACUGGGAGCAGCCUGUUUACACCACACUCACAAGACCCUGAGGGGCGGGGGUGGAGCCGAGGGAAAUAUGGGAAGCGUGUUAGAGUGUGUUAAUGGCUUCGCCUGACGUGUGUGUGUGUGAGUGUGUGUGAGAGAGUGUGUGUGUGUGUGUGUCCACGCCAUGUUCUUGUACAAUUUGAGGUUUUUACUUUUUUAGCUGAUAAAAAGCAUCCUGUAGGGGCUCAGUGUGCAGCCAAUCAUUAGAAUCCUUUGAAAAGAAGGUGUGCCAUCAGGAAGGUUGGAGUGGAGAUGUACAGCAAGUGGAGAGGAGCCAAGAGGUUGUGUUGAAUCAUGUGAGACUCAAAGUCGUGGGCCAGCCAGCGUCUGUGCUCAAAGCCUUCAAGGAGGAACUUUGCAUUUCUCCAAGAAAAAAACGCCCCGUGCUUGCGUUGUUCUCGGGUGUUGCCCAGCAGGCACGAGACAUUGAAACAACGUUGAGAACUUGUUGAAUUAGGUCCCGACGUUGAGCAACUCAAACAUAACGUUGAAACAACAUGCUUUUUGACGACGUUUAAUCAAUGUCGCGUUCUGAUGUUGAUUUGACCGUUGAAAUUUGGUCGUAUCUCAACCAAUAUUCUACAACACAAAUACAACAUUGAAACAACAUGCUUUUUGACGACGUUUAUUUAAUGUCAGGUUGAUUUGACCUUUACAAUUUGGUAAUUUCCCAACCAAUAUUUUACAACACAAAUACAACGUUGAAACAACAUACUUUUUGACGACAAUUAAUCAAUGUCAGGUUGUGACAUUGAUUUGACCAUUGAAUUUUGGUCAUUUUUCCAACCAAUAUUCUAUAGCACAAAUACAAUGUUGAAACAACAUGCUUCUUGACAUUUAAUCAAUGUUGGGUUCUGACGUUUAUUUGACCAUUGAAUUUUGGUCGUAUCUCAACCAAUAUUCUACAACACAAAUACAACGUUGAAACAACAUGCUUUUUGACAUUUAAUCAAUGUUGGGUUCUGACGUUUAUUUGACCAUUGAAUUUUUGUCGUAUCUCAACCAAUAUUCUGCAACACACAUACAAGGUUAAAACAACAUUCUUUUUGAUGCAUUUAUUAAUGUCAGGUUCUGACGUUGAUUUGACCUUUGAAUUCGGGUCAUAUCUCAACCAAUAUUCUACAACACAAAUACAACGUUGAAACAACAUGCUUUUUGACAACGUUUAUUUAAUGUCAGGUUGUGACGUUGAUUUGACCGUUUAAUUUUGGUAAUUUCCCCAACUAAUAUUCUACAACACAAAUACAACGUUGAAACAACAUGCUUUUUGACAUUUAUUCAAUGUUGGGUUCUGACGUUUAUUUGACCAAUGAAUUUUGGUCAUUUCCCAUCCAAUAUUCUACAACACACAUACAAGGUUAAAACAACAUUCUUUUUGACACAUUUAUUAAUGUCAGGUUGUGACAUUGAUUUGACCUUUAAAUUCGGGUCAUAUCUCAACCAAUUUUCUACAACACAAACAUAACGUGGAAACAACAUGCUUUUUGACGACGUUUAUUCAAUGUUGAGUUCUGGCGUUAGUUUUGACCAUGGAAUUUUGGUCGUAUCUCAACUAAUAUUCUACCACACAAAUACAACGUUGAAACAACAUGCUUUUUGAUAACGUUUAAUCAAUGUUGGGUUCUGACAUAUUUGACCAUUGAAUUUUGGUCAUUUCCCAACCAAUAUUCUACAACACAAAUACAACGUUGAAACAACAUGCUUCUUGACAUUUAAUCAAUGUUGGGUUCUGAUGUUGUUUUGACCAUUGAAUUUUGGUCGUAUCUCAACCAAUAUUCUACAACACAAACAUAACGUUGAAACAACAUGCUUUUUGACAUUUAAUCAAUGUCGCGUUCUGAUGUUGAUUUGACCGUUGAAAUUUGGUCGUAUCUCAACCAAUAUUCUACAACACAAAUACAACAUUGAAACAACAUGCUUUUUGACGACGUUUAUUUAAUGUCAGGUUGAUUUGACCUUUACAAUUUGGUAAUUUCCCAACCAAUAUUUUACAACACAAAUACAACGUUGAAACAACAUACUUUUUGACGACAAUUAAUCAAUGUCAGGUUGUGACAUUGAUUUGACCAUUGAAUUUUGGUCAUUUUUCCAACCAAUAUUCUAUAGCACAAAUACAAUGUUGAAACAACAUGCUUCUUGACAUUUAAUCAAUGUUGGGUUCUGACGUUUAUUUGACCAUUGAAUUUUGGUCGUAUCUCAACCAAUAUUCUACAACACAAAUACAACGUUGAAACAACAUGCUUUUUGACAUUUAAUCAAUGUUGGGUUCUGACGUUUAUUUGACCAUUGAAUUUUUGUCGUAUCUCAACCAAUAUUCUGCAACACACAUACAAGGUUAAAACAACAUUCUUUUUGAUGCAUUUAUUAAUGUCAGGUUCUGACGUUGAUUUGACCUUUGAAUUCGGGUCAUAUCUCAACCAAUAUUCUACAACACAAAUACAACGUUGAAACAACAUGCUUUUUGACAACGUUUAUUUAAUGUCAGGUUGUGACGUUGAUUUGACCGUUUAAUUUUGGUAAUUUCCCCAACUAAUAUUCUACAACACAAAUACAACGUUGAAACAACAUGCUUUUUGACAUUUAUUCAAUGUUGGGUUCUGACGUUUAUUUGACCAAUGAAUUUUGGUCAUUUCCCAUCCAAUAUUCUACAACACACAUACAAGGUUAAAACAACAUUCUUUUUGACACAUUUAUUAAUGUCAGGUUGUGACAUUGAUUUGACCUUUAAAUUCGGGUCAUAUCUCAACCAAUUUUCUACAACACAAACAUAACGUGGAAACAACAUGCUUUUUGACGACGUUUAUUCAAUGUUGAGUUCUGGCGUUAGUUUUGACCAUGGAAUUUUGGUCGUAUCUCAACUAAUAUUCUACCACACAAAUACAACGUUGAAACAACAUGCUUUUUGAUAACGUUUAAUCAAUGUUGGGUUCUGACAUAUUUGACCAUUGAAUUUUGGUCAUUUCCCAACCAAUAUUCUACAACACAAAUACAACGUUGAAACAACAUGCUUCUUGACAUUUAAUCAAUGUUGGGUUCUGAUGUUGUUUUGACCAUUGAAUUUUGGUCGUAUCUCAACCAAUAUUCUACAACACAAACAUAACGUUGAAACAACAUGCUUUUUGACAUUUAAUCAAUGUCGCGUUCUGACGUUGAUUUGACCAUUGAAUAUUUUGGUCAUUUCCCAACCAAUAUUCUACAACACAAAUACAACGUUGAAACAACAUGCUUUUUGACAUCGUUUAUUUAAUGUCAGGCUGUGACGUUGAUUUGACCGUUUAAUUUUGGUCAUUUGCCAACCAAUAUUUUACAACACAAACAUAACGUUGAAACAACAUACUUUUUGACAACAUUUAAUCAAUGUCAGGUUGUGACAUUGAUUUGACCAUUGAAUUUUGGUCAUUUUUCCAACCAAUAUUCUACAACAUAAAUACAACGUUGAAACAACAUGCUUCUUGACAUUUAUUCAAUGUUGGGUUCUGACGUUAAUUUGACCAUUGAAUUUUGGUCGUAUCUCAACCAAUAUUCUACAACACAAAUACAACGUUGAAACAACAUGCUUUUUGACGUUUAUUCAAUGUCAGGUUGUGACGUUGUUUUUAUCGUUGAAUAUUGGUCAUAUCUCAACCAAUAUUCUACAACACAAAUACAACGUUUAAACAACAUGCUUUUUGACAACGUUUAUUCAAUGUCAGGUUGUGACGUUUAUUUGACCAUUGUAUUUUGGUCGUGUCUCAACCAAUAUUCUACAACACAAACAUAACGUUGAAACGACAUGCUUCUUGACAUUGAAUCAAUGUUGUGUUCUGACGUUUAUUUGACCAUUGAAUUUUGGUCGUAUCUCAACCAAUAUUCUACAACACAAAUAGAAUAUUGAAACAACAUGCUUUUUGACAACGUUUAAUCAAUGUUGCGUUCUGACGUUGUUUGGACCAUUGAAUUUUGGUCGUAUCUCAACCAAUAUUCUAGAACACAAAUACAACGUUGAAACAACAUGCUUCUUGACAUUUAAUCAAUUUUGGGUUCUGACGUUUAUUUGACCAUUGAAUUUUGGUCGUAUCUCAACCAAUAUUCUACAAAACAAACAUAACGUUGAAACAACAUGCUUUUUGACAUUUAAUCAAUGUCGGGUUCUGACGUUGUUUUGACCAUUGAAUUUUGGUCAUUUCCCAACCAAUAUUCUACAAUACAAAUACAACGUUGAAGCAACAUGCUUUUUGACAUUUAAUCAAUGUUGGGUUCUGAUGUUGUUUUGACCAUUGAAUUUUGGCCAUAUCUCAACCAAUAUUCUACAAUACACAUACAACGUUGAAACAACAUGCUUUUUGACGACGUUUAUUCAAUGUCAGGUUGUGACGUUGAUUUGACCGUUUAAUUUUGGUCAUUUGCCAACCAAUAUUUAACAACACAAACAUAACGUUGAAACAACAUACUUUUUGACAACAUUUAAUCAAUGUCAGGUUGUGACAUUAAUUUGACCAUUGAAUUUUGGUCAUUUUUCCAACCAAUAUUCUACAACACAAAUACAACGUUGAAACAACAUGCUUCUUGACAUUUAAUCAAUGUUGGGUUCUGACAUUUAUUUGACCAUUGAAUUUUGGUCAUAUCUCAACCAAUAUUGUACAACACAAAUACAACGUCGAAACAACAUGCUUUUUGACAACAUUUAUUCAAUGUCAGGUUGUGACGUUAUUUUUACCGUUGAAUAUUGGUCAUAUCUCAACCAAUAUUCUACAACACAAAUACAACGUUGAAACAACAUGCUUUUUGACAUUUAUUCAAUGUUGGGUUGUGACGUUUAUUUGACCAUUGAAUUCUGGUCGUAUCUCAAUCGAUAUUCUAAAACACAAAUACAACGUUAAAACAACAUGCUUUUUGAUGCAUUUAUUAAUGUCAGGUUGUGACAUUGAUUUGAACUUUGAAUUCGGGUCAUAUCACAACCAAUAUUCUACAACACAAAUACAACGUUGAAACAACAUGCUUUUUAACAACGUUUAUUCAAUGUCAAGUUGUGACGUUGAUUUGACCAUUGAAUUUUGGUCAUUUCCCAAUACAUUUUUUAUUAGACAAAUACAACGUUGAAACAACAUGCUUUUUAACAACGUUUAUUCAAUGUCAGGUUGUGACGUUGGGCAACGCAAACAUAAUGUUGAAACAACAUGCUUUUUGACAACAUUUGUUCAAUGUUGGGUUGUGACAUUGAUUUGACCAUUGAAUAUUUGGGUCAUAUCACAACCAAUUUUCUACAACACAAAUAUAAGGUUGAAACAACAUGCUUUUUGACAACGUUUAUUCAAUGUCAGGUUGUGACAUUGAGCAACUCAAACAUAACAUUGAAACAACAUGCUUUUUGACAACGUUUAUUCAAUGUUGUGUUCUGACGUUGAUUGGAUGGUGGAAUUUUGGUCAUUUCCCAACCAAUUUUCUACAACACAAAUACAACAUUGAAACAACAUGCUUUUUGACAACAUUUAUUCAAUGUCAGGUUGUGACGUUGUUUUUACCGUUGAAUAUUGGUCAUAUCUCAACCAAUAUUCUGCAACACAGACACAAUGUUGAAACAACAUGCUUUUUCGAGAUGUUUUUUCAAUGCCAGGUUCUGACGUUGAUUUGACCUUUGAAUUUUGGUCGUUUCUCAAAAAAUAUUCUACAACACAAAUACAAUGUGGAAACAACAUGCUGUUUGACACAUUUAUGCAAUGUCAGGUUGUGACGUUGAUUUGACCAUUGAAAUGUGGUCAUAUCUCAACCAAUUUUGUACAACACAAAUACAACGUUGAAACAACAUGCUUUUUGACAACACGUAUUCAAUGUUGGGUUCUGGUGUUGAUUUGACCAUUGAGUUUUGGCCAUAGCUCAACCAAUAUUCUACAACACGAAUACAACGUGGAAACAACAUGCUUUUUGACGACGUUCAUUCAAUGUCAGGUUCCGACGUUGAUUUCACGGUUGAAUUUUGGUCAUAUCUCAACCAAUAUUCUGCAACAUAGAUACAACGUGGAAACAACAUGCUUUUUGGCGAUGUUUACUCAAUGUCAGGUUGUGACAUUGGGAAACGCAAACAUAACGUUGAAUCAACACACUUUUUGACAACCUUUAUUCAACGUCAGAUUGUGUGUUGAUUUGACAGUUGAAAUCCGGUCAUUUCACAACCGACAACGCGGAUCCAACGUUAGACACCGACAUUGUCUUUGUUUACAAAUACAACUAUUUCGCAACGUUGUUUCGAAGUCAUUUUCCAAGGACGUGUACGUAAAAUCAACGUCGUAUCAACGUCUCGUGCCUGCUGGGUGAAACCGUUGGAAACUCCAUGUUGGUUUUGACAGCCCGUUGAAAAGUCACAUGACUGAAUACAACCUAUAGAUGUUGUGUAGGUUCACACUGACAUCAUCCCAUUUAUUAACCAAACUAAAGGAGUCUUUUCGGAUUGUUUUGUGUUCUUUUCUAUAAGUAGUAUGCUAGAGUGUAACUUUAUUGUGACUGACCUUAUAACACACUUCCACUGCUUCGUAUUUGUCUAACUCCUCACGAUGUGUGUCUUCGUCCUCUCACCGCUUGGCUGACCUGCAGCACGUACGUACGGGAACAACAUAGGAAUACCAGAGGGAAAGAGAGCUCUUCAAAAAGAUACGACAGCUUUUUUCGCUCCGUCUCGGACACUUUUUACCUCAACUCUCACUCUCACCUUAAUUGUGCCAUUCGAAGAGAGAAAAGAAAAAAGUCCACUUUCAACGAACUGUCUUGCUUAUUUUUCUCCUUGCUUUGUAACAAUUUGCUGAGUUGUGGUAAUGAGCUAUAGUACAAAGUCUCAAUCAAAUCCCUUGAGAUAAUUGGCCAGCUUUGGGUGCGACUUAAGGAUUACUUGGAAUCACAUGUACGAUUGUUCUGCAUGGGUCCUACUUGGCCGGUCGCUCCUAUAGGGCUACUAUACUUCCUCUUGGGCAAUGUGAAUAUUACACCUUUGCUAUAUCACGCAUAUUUCAUCAUUUUAUACUGACCAUGCAGUUAUUGUUCGUGUUAAUGAUGUCACGCCUUUUCUUUCCUCCAUUUUUGUAUCAUUCCCAAAUAGUUUUGUAAAGUGUUUGCCAUACGUUGAGCAUUUUGCUUCCUUACAAGAAAAAGCAAUGUUGAAAAAUUAUUGUUGUCACCUAUUAAAUCAAUUUAUUUAUAAAAGAAUGAACCAUGCCAGACAUUUUCUUUAUUAUUUUUUGUGUAAGUAUUCGCAUCACUUUUUCCACAUUUUGUUAUGUUACAGCCUUAUUCCAUUUUUUCCCCUCGAUAUUCUACAACACAAACAUAACGUUGAAACAACAUGCUUUUUGACAACGUUUAUUCAAUGUUGGGUUUUGGCGUUGAUUCGACCAUUGAAUUGUGGUCAUAUCUCAACCAAUUCUCUACAACACAAACAUAAUGUUGAAACAACAUGCUUUUUGACGACGUUUAUUCAAUGUUGUGUUCUGACGUUGAUUUGACAUUUGAAUAUUGGUAAUUUCCCAACCAAUAUUCUUCAACACAAAUACAACGUUGAAACAACAUGCUUUUUGACGACGUUUAUUCAAUGUUGGGUUCUGACGUUGAUUUGACAUUUGAAUAUUGGUAAUUUCCCAACCAAUAUUCUUCAACACAAAUACAACGUUGAAACAACAUGCUUUUUGACAACAUUCAUUCAAUGUUGGGUUUUGACGUUGAUUUGACGGUUGAAUUUUGGUCAUAUCUCAACCAAUUUUCCACAACACAAAUACGACGUACUAACAACAUGCUUUUUGACAACGUUUAUUCAAUGUCAGGUUGUGACAUUG